This is a messenger RNA of Telopea speciosissima, 876 nucleotides long. Its product is annotated as putative methyltransferase DDB_G0268948. Lineage: Eukaryota; Viridiplantae; Streptophyta; Magnoliopsida; Proteales; Proteaceae. The transcript is spliced from 2 exons. The record is from RefSeq and is a predicted model, not a curated record. Gene Ontology annotation, molecular function: S-adenosylmethionine-dependent methyltransferase activity. Bases 43 to 825 code for a protein of 260 amino acids.
UUCCACUGCCUCGUAGAUAGAGUUUGAGAAGGCAAAGAAGAUAUGGCUGGCUUGUUCGAUCGGCAAGCAGAGGCAUACGCUAAUACAAGGCCAACAUAUCCCAGCGAAUGGUACUCGAAGAUCGCAGCUCUCACCCCUAAUCGGACCUUGGCCUGGGAUGUUGGUACUGGCAAUGGUCAGGCAGCAACUGGGAUCGCUGAGCACUAUGAACAAGUGAUUGCAACUGAUGUGAGCAAACCCCAAUUAAAUCAUGCAAUACAACAUCCAAAGGUUCGUUAUGUUCAUACCCCACUCUCAAUGUCUAAAGAUGAAUUAGCUUCAUUGGUAGGUGGUGAAGGUUCUGUUGAUCUGAUCACUGUGGCUGAAGCUGUGCAUUGGUUUGACCUCCCAAGCUUCUAUUCUCUUGUUAAUCAUGUCUUAAGAAAACCAGGUGGGGUAAUCGUUGUAUGGGGUUACAAAACCUGCACUGUAGAUCCAGAUUUUGACUCAGUCAUGGAACGCUUCAGGGAAACUACUGUUCCUUUCUUCCAUCCAAACAAUCGUUACUUAUCAGAUUUUUAUUGCACACUUCCUUUUCCAUUCGAAAGCAUUGGUGUUGGAUCAGAAGGGAAUCCAUUGAUGCUUGAUUUACCACAAGAGUUUUCAUUUGAUGGUUUAGUGAAAUGGUUGAGCACAUGGUCUGCAGUCCCUGUAGCUAAAGAACGAGGUGUUGAUUUGUUAAAUGAAGAUGUAGUUAAAGAGCUUGAGCGUGCAUGGGGUGCUUCUAAUUUGACAAGAACAGUGAUUCACAAGGCUUUCAUGAUUGCAGGAAAACCAAGGAUUUAAGCCCACUACUUGAAUGUCUCAUAGUCAGUCAUAGUUAUGCUAUCUCCAUUU